GGACGCAUCGAGUACCUGGUGAAAUGGAAAGGGUGGGCGAUCAAGUACAGCACCUGGGAGCCCGAGGAGAACAUCCUGGACUCGCGGCUUAUUGCAGCCUUCGAGCAGAAGGAGAGGGAGCGUGAGCUGUAUGGGCCCAAGAAGAGGGGACCCAAACCCAAAACUUUCCUUCUGAAGGCCCGGGCCCAGGCGGAGGCCGCAUCAGCGAUGUCCAUUGCUCUGUCAAGCCGAGCGCCAGUGCCUCCUCGCCCAAGCUGCACUCCAGCGCUGCCGUGCACCGGCUCAAGAAGGACAUCCGCCGCUGCCACCGCAUGUCCCGCCGGCCGCUGCCCCGCCCAGACCCCCAGGGAGGCAGCCCUGGCUUGCGCCCACCCAUUUCCCCCUUCUCGGAGACGGUGCGCAUCAUCAAUCGCAAGGUGAAGCCCCGAGAGCCCAAGAGGAGUCGCAUCAUCCUGAAUCUGAAGGUCAUCGACAAGGGCGCGGGCGGAGCUGGCGGCCAGAGCGCCGGCGCGCUGGCGCGCCCCAAAGUCCCGUCGCGGAACCGCGUCAUCGGCAAGAGCAAGAAGUUCAGCGAGAGCAUCCUGCGCACGCAGAUCCGCCACAUGAAGUUCGGCGCCUUCGCGCUGUAUAAGCCCCCACCUGCCGGCAAGGCUGACAGCGCUGCCACCCCCAGCCCGGGGCUGCUCCUGGCCCCCGCCGCCCCCUUCGAUGCGCGCAGCUCCAGCUCCUCCGGCUGCCCCUCGCCGACACCGCAGUCCUCCUCUGAUCAUGAUGAUGUGCCCCCCAAGCUACUCCCCGAGACCGUGAGCCCAGCGGACCCCAACUGGCGCGAGCCUGAGGUGCUUGACCUAUCCGUCCCUCCUGAGUCGGCCACCAGCAAGCGGGCACCUCCUGAUGUCCCUGCUGCUGCCAGCCAGGUGCCCCCUGCAGCCCCUGAGCCCACUGGUGCCUCCUCCGAGCCUGGGGACUGGCGCCCUGAGAUGUCACCUUGCUCCAAUGUGGUCGUCACUGAUGUCACCAGCAAUCUCCUGACAGUCACAAUCAAGGAAUUCUGCAACCCUGAGGAUUUCGAGAAGGUGGCUGCUGGGGUAGCAGGCACCGCAGGUGGGGGUGGCAGCAAUGGGGCGAGCAAGUGAGGGGGUUUCACCCGGGGGGGGCUGGGGGGCCCUCCUGCUCAAGGUCACAUUUGUGCUCCCACCAGCCCUUGCCCUCAGACCCCUCUGCCUGUGCUUUGCUUGUCUCAAAUGGCUCAGUGUUGACCCAGGGUUGGGGCCCGGCAGCUGGAGACCCCUGGAGGCCAGCCAGCAGGGGCCGCAUGGGCACUGGGAAAUUCUCUGUCUCGUCUUUUGGCACUUCCUGCCCAUGCACACGGGCCCGCUGGGUGGGUUCUGGGGAGCCCCAGAGCCCAAGGUUCACCUGCCCCUUCCGUGUCCCAUGGUGUCCCUCCCCAGCUUGCUUCCUGUUUUGUAUAGCAUCUGGCUUCUCGGUGCUAACCUGGAGGCUGUGGGGGCCCUCAGAAGACCCUGUGGGGGUGGGCAUGGCCCUUUUCUGCAGAUUCCUGGGCAGGAGGGGGCUGGAAUGGUUUCCUGCCUGACAACCCUGGAUAGAGGCUGAGGCCACGCUCUUGCUCCUCCCUGUGCACGGGAGGGCAUCCUGGAGACUGGGUCACCAGCGUGGGUCUAACCACUCACCUUUGGACAAGGCCCAAGAAGGUGGGGAAGCCCUGCCCUAGUCUCCCUGUCUCUGCAGGCCCCUUCAGUUCUCCACCAAAGGUGCUACGGGAGCCCACUGGGCACUUGCGGCUGUGCUGUGCUGUGCACCCCUCAGUGUGCUCUUGUGCGGGUCCCUGUGCAGCAGGUGCUUGGGCCCAGGCCCUGCAGGUGGCGCCCUCUACAGUUCCUCAGAACAGGGUUCUGGAAGGCCUGGGCCUUCCCCCAGCAGCUGGGCCUGCUCCAGUGGAGAGGUGUUGCUGGAGUAGCCACCAGGCUUCUGGGGCCCCAGGCCCCCACGCCCUUCUCCUUGGGGCUGAUCAGCCCAAUAUCCCUGUUGGGCCUUCCCUGCAGACAUGGCAUGGAACUGAGGGGGUUAAUUCCAAGCUUCCCUUUCUUCCCAGUAUCUGCAGAGGAAAGGGGCAGCCGGAAACUGUUCUGAAGGGUCCUCAGCUUUCCCAUCCCCUCUCUCGCUUCUGACCACUGAGGCCUGCUCACAGCCCAGCCUGCUCAGAGCAGUGGGAGACUUGAGGCCCUGGGCAGCUUCUCUCCCUUGCUGCCAGGAAGCUGAGGGGUCCAUGCUGGUGGCAGAGACCAGAGCCCCCGUGUGAGGCUGGCUGGGCACUGGAAGUGUGGCUGGGCUGAAGGGGAGACUGCCUCAACGAGGCCGAGGCCCGUGUUCCUUGGAGCACCGGGGUUCGUUUGGGAGUGGGGCCGCAGCCUUUGGGCCAGCGCCAGGCCACUGCCAGGUCCCCCUCAGCACAGGUGCUGAGUGAGGCCCUGUGGGCCCCUCUGCUCAGAAGAAGCCUGGUGAAAGGGAGGCAGGAGCAAACCUGACGGGAUAGAGGCCUUCGGUCCCUGCCUUCCUUGCCCCAGGAUGUUGAAAGGGGCCCUCACAGGGUUUGAGGGGGGCUGGCACUCCUGGGCCCCUCCCCACUGUGCCCUUUGUGUUGGCUCUGUGGCCGUCCAAGUGCCAAUGGCUUUUCCCCCAAAUAAGGGCUGGCAUUUCUCCUCUGGCCUCAGAGGAGGUGUCCCCCAACCCCCACCCCAGGUGAGCGAGCCACCUGGGUGCCAGAUACAGGUGUUUCCAGAGACCAUAGAAAUGUGUUUUCCUGAGAGUCCGUGUCAUUCGUGACUUUUUUUGUAAAGAAGUGUGUUUUCAGAGGUGAUUUUAUGACAGGAAAGUGAAAGAAUUAGUUUUGCAGAAAAAAAAAAAAA
This is a messenger RNA of Tupaia belangeri chinensis (Chinese tree shrew), 2927 nucleotides long. RefSeq names its product chromobox 6 (gene CBX6). Gene Ontology annotation, cellular component: chromatin; PRC1 complex. The record is from RefSeq and is a predicted model, not a curated record. Gene Ontology annotation, biological process: negative regulation of transcription by RNA polymerase II. Gene Ontology annotation, molecular function: chromatin binding. NCBI's taxonomy places the organism in Eukaryota, Metazoa, Chordata, Mammalia, Scandentia, Tupaiidae.